AUGUCCAGCUUCGAAAAACUUGUAAAACUAGCGUGCAAGCCCAAGGUGGCUGCACCCAAGUCCAAGUACAUCGAUCCGCUGGUGUCUGCGACAUAUGCCGACGAUGGAUCCAUACACGACAUUUGUCGGGCGCUUGCUCCUCGAUUCAAGGAGCCCAAUGCUAUCGUGUUCAAGGCGUUGAUUGUGCUGCACAGCAUCAUCCGCCAAGGCCAGACAGACAAUGUACUCAAAUAUCUCGCGUCCUCAGAUGUUUUGCGAUUGCGCAAUGUCUCCAAUGGCCAAUGGGAUGGCUACAUGGCCCCCCAAAACAUCGCGCACUAUGCGAUGUACUUGGACUGCAGAGUGCGCACGUACAAAGAUCUGAAGCACGAUGCAAUCCGCGUUCAGAGCGAGUCCAAUAGAGAUCGAAUGUCGACCGAUGACGACAGUCAGUCUAGCCGCCCCAUACAACGCAACAAAACCGUCAUGGGCCGCAAGCUCCGUGUCAUGACUGUCGAAAAGGGCCUGCUGCGUGAAACCAAGAUGGUCCAACGGUUGACGGAUUCCCUGUUGGAAUGCAAGCUCUACGACGACAGUCUCGAGGACGAACUCAAUGUUACGGCCUUGAGAAUGCUUGUCAAGGACUUGCUGGUUCUAUUCCAGGCAGCCAACGAGGGUGUGAUCAAUGUCCUGGAACACUACUUUGAAAUGUCCCAUGUUGAUGCCGAGAACGCGCUCAAGAUCUACCAGCAUUUUUGUAAACAAACCGAACGCGUCGUCAACUACCUUGGAAUAGCAAAGAAGCUCCAGAACGUGCUCAAUGUCCAGAUUCCCAACUUACGCCAUGCCCCCGUAUCGCUGGCCAAAACGCUGGAGGAAUAUCUGAAAGACCCGAACUUUGAAGAUAACCGCCUUGAGUAUAGGAACAGCAAGAUUAUCGCGGAUGGCGGAUCUGUCAGCAAGAAAAACGAAAAAGCACCAGAGGCAAAGCCGAAUCCAUCCAUCAAAAUCCCGGAGAACAAUACUGCAAGUUCGAGUACAGCAGCAGAGUCGGCCAAGCCCGGAAAGUCCGAAUUGAUGGACUUUUUCGCAUCCAUCGAGCAGGAACAGCCUAGCAUCCCAACCAACCAUUACUUCCAGCAGCAGUCCCAGUUCAACCCUUUCCUCCAACGGCAGAUGAUGGCCCCCCAGAUGACUGGCAUGAACGCUCAGCAGCCGUUCAUUCAACCACAAGCCACGGGCUUCAACCUGAACAAUCCUUUCCCUCAGCAACCUCAACAGCCGUUCCUUAUUCCCCAAGCCACUGCAGUUCCGUUCCAGGCUCAACCCUUGCAGCCUCAAGCAACUGCUAUGCCAUUCAUUCAACCUCAACAAACCGCCGCUCCUUUCUUACAGCCCCAGGAUACGGCACGGCCGUUCCAACCUCAGCAGCAGCAGCAACCUGCUCCAUUCUUGCAGCCUCAAAUGACCGGAUCGAAUCCGUUCAGGCAAACUAUACUUCUUCCACAAACCACUGGGAUGCCUUCCAACCCGUUCCCAUCCAAUCCUUUCCCCUCUUCGAACCCUUUCCCCUCUAAUUCUGCCACUUUGAAUGCGCAACCAACAGCCACUGGAAUCGGUCCUGGUAUCGCCCGACCCGCCUCUACCCCCAUUGGUGGUGCUGAGCGUAAACCGACGAUCGCGCCACUUGUUCCCCAGGUUACUGGAUCCCGGAAUCCAUUUGGUCCUGUUCCUGCCCCUCCACCUCCACCUGUUCCCAAAUUGCCCACAUUGGCCGAAUUGCAGGGCGGCGCAUUUUCGGCAAGCUUCUCGAGCAGUGGUACCACUGGCCAAAGCACCAACGGAGCCGGUACGAUCCAGACUCAACCAUUCGGCUCCGGGCCGUUUGGACAGACGAACGGCACUGGGAACCAGAUCCAGUCGCAGCCAACAGGCUCGACAAACGUGUUUGAUAUGUCCAGUAUCGCCUCGUCGUUCGCAUUUGGAAGCAACGAUGAGGCUACCCCGAAGCCCGAGAUCAAACCGCUCGAUCCUCAGGCGACUGCCACGUCCUCGUUUAGCGGUUCGUCGAUGUUUUCCGCGCAACCCACCGGAUCGUCGUUUAGUUCUACCUCGACGAGCUUGUUCGGGUCGGGGUCGAGCGCAUUUGGGUCGAGCAGUACUCCAUUCGGCUCUGGCAGGUCCACAUCUCCAUUCAGCUCAGGCUCUACGACCACCCCAUCGCUUGUUCCUCAGGUGACUGGGUUUGGAGGGAGCAAUGUCAAGCCGUUCAAGCCCACUUCUUCAUUUGGGGCCGAGUUGAUGGACAAUCUUCCCGGCACCAAGCAAGACGCUCCGUCUCUCUCAUUCGGCUCAUCGUUGACUUCUCAACCCACAGGAGCGUUUGGUAGUGGCUUGAGUUCCCAGCCGACGGGAUUGGGCUCGCAGCCAACCGGGCUAGGAUCAUCUGCAUUUGGCGGAGGGUUGAACUCCCAGCCUACGGGCGCAUUCGGCGGCAGCCUGCUUUCCCAGACAACUGGGCUAGCAGGAGGAGCCAAUCCUUUCCGUGCAUCCAUGUUCAACAACCUGGGCAACGGCCCCUCGCCUAUGGGCGCUGGCAAUAACCCCUUCCCAUCCUCCACCUCCGCUGGUUCAGGCCAGCAGCAGCAGCAGACACAGCAACCCUCCUUUUCUUUGAUUUAG
Molecule: messenger RNA, 2661 nt
Organism: Rhizoctonia solani
Lineage: Eukaryota; Fungi; Basidiomycota; Agaricomycetes; Cantharellales; Ceratobasidiaceae
Product: epsin amino-terminal-like (ENTH) domain-containing protein C19F8,03c
Exons: 9
Coding region: 1-2661 (886 amino acids)
Biological process (GO): clathrin-dependent endocytosis; vesicle budding from membrane; clathrin coat assembly
Cellular component (GO): clathrin-coated vesicle; clathrin-coated pit
Molecular function (GO): 1-phosphatidylinositol binding; phosphatidylinositol-4,5-bisphosphate binding; clathrin heavy chain binding
Source: RefSeq, a predicted model, not a curated record